AUGGAUAAAAACAAGCGUUUCAAUCCAUAUAUCAAAGUCAAUGCUGAAGACGAAAUCGUUAUUUCUGGCAUUGCUGGGCGAUUUCCUAAUUCUGACAAUAUAAAAGAUUUUCAGGAAAAACUUUUUAAUAAAAUGGAUCUUGGUUCGAACGAUCAUCAACGCUGGACUGAUUAUAUAUACGAAAUGCCUCCUCGAAUAGGAAAAAUGAACGAAAUACAAAAGUUUGACGCAGGAUUCUUCGAUAUACCGGCUUCAGAGGCUCAUAUGCUUGAUCCUGCAGUCAGAAUAUUACUCGAACAUACCUAUGAAGCAAUCAUUGAUGCGGGUGUAAAUCCAGCAGAAUUAAAAGGAACGAACACAAGCGUCGUCACAGCAAUAAGUGUUUCUGAUGCCUAUCUGGAUUUAAUAUAUGAGAAGCCUCACAUUGCUGGAUUACCCAUUCUUGGAUGCAGCAAAGCCAUGAUAGCAAACAGAAUUUCUCAUUGGCUCGGCAUUACUGGACCAUCGUAUAACAUCGAUACUGCAUGCAGUUCGAGUCAUUUUGCUAUGGUGGAGGCUUACAGGAUGAUUCGAUCAGGCGUUUGCGAUGCUGCUAUUGUUGCUAGCGUUAAUUUGUGCAUCCAUCCUUUUGUAACUCAUCAGUUCUUUUGUCUGGGGGUUCUUUCUGUUGAUGGUUACUGUAAACCUUACGACGAGAAAGGCGCUGGUUACAUGCGGAGUGAUGCAGCUGUAGUAGUGUACCUACAAAAGACAAAAAACGCAAGGAGAAUCUACGCGACUUUUGUCUACGGUAAAACCAACUGUGAUGGCUUUAAAGAAGAAGGGAUCACCUAUCCAUCGUUUGACAAGCAAAAAAUGCUGCUGGAAGAAUUUUACGAGGAAUGCGGCGUCUCGCCUCUUCAGCUGUCUUACAUGGAGGCUCAUGCAACUGGUACCCUAGCUGGUGAUCCUGUGGAACUUCAAGCCAUUGAUGAAGCUUUAUGUUCCAAAAGAGACGGCCCUCUGUUAUUGGGUUCAGUAAAGUCGAAUAUUGGACACUCCGAACCCGUUAGCGGUCAUUGUCAAAUUGCAAAAAUAAUAAUAGCGAUGGAAACUGGUAUAAUCGCGCCUACUAUACAUUUCAACCAACCACGGAAGGAUAUGACUGCUAUUAUUGAAGGAAGAAUAAAAGUAAUCACCGAACCGACAGAAUUUAAGGGAGGUUACAUCGGUAUUAAUUCUUUUGGAUUUGGCGGUGCUAAUGGCCACAUAUUACUGAAAUCGAAUCCAAAAAUUAAAGUCAUAAAUAAAACAGAUUAUAAUUUACCUAAGCUUGUGGCUGUAUCUGGAUGUACCGAGGAAGCAGUUAAAAUUUUAUUAGAUGAUGUACAGAAUCGAUCGAUAGAUGUAGAAUAUAUCUCUCUGCUACAUCGUAUUCAUAACCAAAAUAUAGAAGGUCAUCCCUACAGAGGAUACUUAAUUGCUGGAUCAAAAUUAUCCGAUAACAUAAUAAUUAAAAUGGAACGCAACUUAUGUACAAAAAUACCAAUUUGCUUUAUAUUUUCUGGAAUUGGAUCUCAAUGUCUUAACAUGGGUCGUGCUUUAAUGAAAUUUCCAGUAUUCACUAAAGCAGUUCAGAAAUGUGAUGCAGUUUUGAGACCUCAUGGUAUAUUCAUCAUCGAUAUUCUAACAAAUGAAGACAAACAUAUUCUCGACAAUGUAGUCAAUUUAUUCGUAGGUCUUAUUGGACUACAGAUCGGAAUAGUUGAUCUUUUAACGAGUAUCGAAAUAACUCCCGAUAUUAUAAUAAGUCAUUCCAUUGGCGAAUUGAUUUGUGGAUACGCCGAUGGAUGUUUGACUGCUGAAGAGACGAUCAUGUUGGCAUAUCAUGUCGGUUUAGCAUUUUACAACUCAAAAAUAAUAAACGGCUCAAUGGCCGAAAUUAAUCUUGAUUUUAAAACUAUGAAGAAUAUGUGUCCACCGGAUAUCGAUGUAGCUUGUUACAAUAGUCAACAUAAUUUCAUUGUUAGUGGACCAACAGACUCUGUAAAAGCAUUCCUCGCUAAACUACAGAUGACAAAGUUUAUUUUUCUUCAGAAUAAUAAAAUUUCUGCAAGAGAAAUAUCCUGUGGACGUAUACCUUUUCACAGUCGCUACGUCGAACCAGUAAGAGCCAAACUUUUGAAGUACUUGAAUCAAGUGUUGCCGCAAAAAGCGUUUCCGAGCUCGAAGUGGCUGAAUGGUCUCUCUUGUGAAUAUUUCGGCACAUCUUCAAAGUCAUAUCUCGCAAAAUAUUAUGCUAACCAUUUGUUAACCCCGGUAUUGUUUUCGGAAUUUAUGGGUUUAAUUCCAAACGACGCGGUGACGAUUGAAAUUGGGCCGUACGAUAUCCUACAAAACGUUCUUGAUGAUUCCUUGGAGACAUCAGUGACAAAUAUCGCGUUAUACAAAUUCUGUUACAAACCGAACAUUGAAAUAUUUUUGGACGGAAUUGGAAAACUUUAUAAUGCUGGACUACAACCGCAAAUCGCAAAUUUAUAUCCGGAAGUCAAGUUUCCUGUAAGUUGUGGUACACCGAUGAUCUCUCAUCUUGUAAGAUGGGACCAUUCCGAAGAUUGGUAUACAUAUAAAUAUUUCGUACAGAGAAAACUUGCAAAAGGGGAAGCGAUCGUUACUAUUAAUAUAACAGAGGAAGAAUAUUUAUACAUGGUCGGGCAUGUAGUUAAUGGAAAAAAUUUAUUACCGGCUACGGGAUAUCUUGUGCUUAUGUGGCAGUUGAUCAGCUGGUUAAAAAAGCAAAAUCAUCUUGAUAUACCAAUUGUACUUGAAAAUGUCGAUUUUAUACGCUCUACGAUUUUGUCACCACAAAAGCCAGUCGAUUUAACUCUCACGCUCCAGAAAGGUAGUAACAAAUUUGAAAUAAUCGAAGGAGGCAAUAUUGUCGUCACUGGAACAAUACGAAUUCCAAUUAAUAUUGAAGACGAAAAAACGUUUAUUACGUUUGUCGAUCGAAAUAACAAUGAGGAGGAAGAAAUGAAUACCAAAGAUAUCUAUAAAGAAUUGAAACUUCGCGGUUAUCAAUAUGUCGGCGAAUUUCGUGGACUGAAAAGUGCCUCAAUCACGGGAAGGAAUGGUCAUAUUGCCUGGACUGAUAACUGGGUAACAUUUAUGGACAAUAUGUUGCAGUUGAUGAUUUUAGGACAAAAUUCGAGAAGUCUCAUGGUACCAACAAGAAUUCGCAAAGUAGUGAUUGACCCGAAAUCUCACAUACAACAGAUUGACAAACUGCCAAAUGAUGAAAAACAGGUCCUUGUGCAAAAUUACAAAAAUUUAGACGUUUUGAUAGCUGGAGGAAUAGAAAUAUCCGGCACCGUGGCUACAAUUAUAUCUCGUCGACAAAGAACAGCUAAUCCCGUACUUGAAGAGUACAAAUUUGUUGCUCAUCGAGACCUAAGUGUUUUGUCUUUGCAAGACGUAAUAAGAAUGUCGGUGCACAUUGCGCUUGAAUGUUACAACAUGAUAAACAUAAAAAUCAUAGAAUUAAUCGAGGACAGCGAUCAAGUAAUGCCGGAGAAUUUAAAUUGUUUAUUAGUGAAUAAAGUUCUGGAUGAUUUACCGCAAAUUCAAUCCGACAUCAAAGUGGUAGCGACACAAGAGCGAUUCAAAAAUAUCACUUUGCCCGACAACAUUUCAACAACAGAUUUUGGGAAACUGACGAAAAAUGAAAACAGUUUAAUGGUUAUAGGUUUCGGAAUUUUAACGAAAAAUAAUAAUGACUUAUAUGAACAAUUGUUGUCUGUUAUAAUGCCGCAAGGAUUUCUUUUAACUCUGGAAAAGUUGAAUGCUAUGUAUGACUACUCCUGUCUAGAUAAGUAUGGGUUAAAAGUAGUUUUGGAGAAACGCACCAACGAUAAGACAUUUAUACUAUUAAGGAAAGUACAAUUUGUGAAGAUUCAGCAAAUAGUUCAUGUAAACAAUUAUGAAUUUUCGUGGGUAAACAAGCUUAAAUCAUUUAUGAACGUAAGAAAUGAAACUAAAAAUAUGAGGAUAAUUUUGGUCGCAGAAGGAGACUUCGAAUCCGGACUAAUUGGCUUUUUGAAUUGUUUGCGAAAGGAACCAGGUGGUGAAAUGAUUUUAGGUGUAUUUAUUCAAGAUGAAGAUGUGCCUAUCUUUUCAGUACAAGAAUCAUUGUACACGAAUCAGUUACACCUGGAUUUACCCAUUAAUGUUAUACGUUCCGGUAAUAUUUGGGGAUCCUACAGGCAUUUUCCCUUACCACCAUUAGAACCAAAACUGGUAGACAGUGCCUAUGUUACACAAUUGGUGCCAGGUGAUUUAAGUAGUCUUCGUUGGGUAUAUAACAGGAUAUCUUUCAAUGACGAAGAGAAAGAAAAUUUAGUACGAAUAGUCUAUGCGUCUAUCAAUUUUAAAGAUGUCAUGAUAGCUAGUGGUAGACUCAAUCUCGAAACUAUUUCGAACGAACCAGAUAAUGGUUCUCUACUUGGAAUGGAAUUUGUUGGUUUUAAUAGAUAUGGCCAAAGAAUAAUGGGUAUAUGUUCAGCAGGAGGAAUGGCAAAUAUUCUCGUAGCUGACAAAUAUCUCAGUUGGAUCGUACCUGACAACUGGACGAUGGAAGACGCUGCGACGGUUACUUGCGUAUAUUGUACGUGUUAUUACGCUUUAUAUCUGAAAGGUAAAAUGAAGAAGGGCGACAAAGUGUUGAUUCACUCCGGUACAGGAGGCGUCGGUCAAGCUGCGAUUCAUCUCGCGCUUCACGAAGGCUGCGAAGUGUUUACGACGGUCGGGACUGCUGAGAAACGGAACUUUAUAAGAAAAACGUUUCCCUCCAUAUCCGAGGAUCAUAUCGGAAAUUCUCGAGACACGAGUUUCGAGCAAAUGAUUAUCCAGGGAACGGAAGGUCGCGGAGUGGAUAUCGUAUUGAAUUCCUUAGUCGAGGAGAAACUGCUAGCGUCCGUUCGUUGCUUAGCAAAGGGCGGCCGUUUCCUCGAAAUUGGAAAGUUUGACAUGUUUGCUAAUAGUCCUUUAGAAAUAUUUUCAUUCUCAAAAGGCAUUAGCUUCCACGGCAUUUUAUUAGAUAAAUUAUUCUCUGCAAAACCGGAGAGUAAGACAGUACUAAGGAGCAAAAUAAUAGAAGGUUUAAAGAAUGGUGCUAUCAAACCAUUAUGCAGGAAAGUCUUCAAAAAGGAUGAAGUAGAAGUUGCAUUUAGAUACAUGACUGCUGGAAAGCAUAUUGGCAAGAUAAUGAUAAAAGUUCGUAAUGAAGAUGAACCCUUAGAUGCACUUAUUUUCGCAUAUCCGAGUUACUACUGUCUAAAACACAAGUGCUACAUUAUCUUAGGUGGCUUAGGUGGUUUCGGUCUAGAAUUAAUUGAUUGGUUGAUUUCACGUGGUGCGAAAAAUCUAGUACUGACAUCGCGAACUGGAAUAAGGAACGGUUAUCAGCGAUCGAGAGUGAAGUUAUGGCAAUCACAAGGUGUGAAUGUACAAAUCGUGACAGCUAUUGAUGCUUCGAAAUACGAAGACUGUAAUUCUCUAUUAAAAUUUGCCGAAGAACAAGGUCCUGUGGAUGCUAUAUUCAAUCUCGCAGUUGUGUUGAAAGAUGGCAUAUUCAAGAAUCAGUCUCCAGAGACUUUCGAAGAAUCUUUCUUAUCAAAAGCAUGGACGACAAAAAAGAUGGACGAAUUAUCGAGAACAAUUUGUCCCCAGCUUCGACAUUUUGUCGUUUUUUCUUCCGUUUCAUGUGGAAGAGGUAACGCUGGCCAGACAAAUUACGGAAUGGCAAAUUCUAUAAUGGAAAGAAUUUGUGAAAGAAGAAUGAAAGAGGGUCUACAUGGUUUGGCUAUACAAUGGGGCGCUAUUGGUAAUGUUGGGCUUGUCGCAGAUAUGCAAGAAGACGACAAAGAACUUGUUAUUGGCGGUACAUUGCAACAAGAAAUAUCCUCUUGUUUAAAUACAUUGGAAACAUUCUUGCUUCAAGAUCGAUCAGUCGUAGGCAGCAUGAUUGUGGCUGAAAAGAGAAAAGGUUUUGGCCAGGCAACGAAUCCACUUGAAGCGGUUGCAAAUAUUAUGGGAUUGAAAAAUCCAAACAUGGUGGCGCCAAACAUAUCUCUGGCCGAACUAGGAAUGGAUUCAAUGAUGGCAGUGGAAAUUAAACAGACGUUGGAGAGAGAAUUUGAUAUUUUAUUGACGGCACAAGAUAUUCGAAAUCUCAAUCUUGCUAAACUCAAACAAAUGACAAAUACAGCCGAGAAAGAUGAGGUGCCUGACGCCACUGAAGCUGACGCAAAUGAGUUGGACGGAUUAAACAUGUUGACUAGAAAACUUAGCGAUUCGGAUUUGAAUUCAGAUAUUUAUGUAGAAGUCGGUACAAAGAGGGAAGCUGUUGGAAGCGAAGUAUUUCUUAUACCAGGUGUCGAUGGCUGUGCCAGAGUAUACAAAUUGGUAGAAUCGAAAAUUAAAUCCUCGGCGACGUGUUUACAACACGGUGUAUUUCAUAUUCCGGGUGUCACUCGUUCAAUAACGAAAUCAGCAGCGUAUUUUCUGCCUUAUGUAUUGGAGAAAAUGAGAGGUCAAAAGGAAUUUUUGGUUGUGGGUUAUUCAUUUGGAUGUUUAAUUGCCAUCGAAUUAGCAAGAUUAUUGGAAGCUAAGAACUUUGCUGGACGUUUAAUAAUUAUUGAUGGUGCUCCUGAUCUAAUGAAAUUUUUGGGUGAAAUAGUUCUUAAUCAACAGUCGGAACACGAAUUACAAAAUGAUGUUAUACUUCUUUUCAUAAAAAUGUAUCUUGGAUCUCGUAGUGAAAUGCUUGCAUCAGAGCUGAUUAAGUGCAAAACAUGGGAGGAAAAGUUAGAAGCAUUUUCUCCCUUUUCGAAGGAGAUUACUGUAUUAUCUGUUGAAAAUCAGAAACUUUUAUGUUCAACAGUUUUCGAUCAUAUAAUCGCUUUAAGAAAUUAUAAUAUAUCUUCGUUGCCGCGCUUAAAAUCAUCUAUAACAUUUUUAAAACCUACACUUGCGCCUUUCAAUUUUAUCGAGGAGGAUUGUGGUUUAUACAAGAUCACCGAAGGUGCAAUACAAAUUCAUUACGUGGAAGGUACUCAUAUCUCAAUGAUGGACAAUGACAAAAUAGCAUCAUUUAUUAACGAAGCGUUGUAAAUUAAAAAUUAUGAACAAUAAUUAUACAAUAUAAU
Nylanderia fulva is the source of this 7184-nucleotide messenger RNA. The record is from RefSeq and is a predicted model, not a curated record. NCBI's taxonomy places the organism in Eukaryota, Metazoa, Arthropoda, Insecta, Hymenoptera, Formicidae.